AUGGCCUCAGCCGGCGGACUGACACGCCGACGAGGCGGUCGAGUCGGAGAAGACAACGAGGGAAGCAGUCGAGUGUCAUCACCCGUACCCAACAACAGAACAGCUCUCGAUGCCCGUACCCCAGAGACGUCCUAUACCGACAGCGAGAAUGGCCACAAAAUCGCAUUCGAUCCACGAGACAUUAGCGAAAAUGAGGAGCGGACAAAGAUGCCCAAGUUGACUUUGAUGGAUGAGGUAGUGCUGUUGGGACUUAAAGAUAAACAGGGCCAUCUAUCGUUUUGGAACGAGAAUAUUUCCUACGCUCUACGCGGUUGCAUCGUUAUCGAACUCGCUUUCCGCGGCCGAAUAAGCAUGCAAAAAGACCCUGCUCGCAGGAGAUUCCCUCUUGCAGACCGAGUAAUUGAGGUGAUUGACGACACACUCACUGGCGAGGUCUUGCUGGACGAGGCACUCAAGAUGAUGAAAUCGAGUGAGAAGAUGAGCGUGAGCACCUGGAUUGAUCUUAUGAGCGGUGAAACUUGGAACCUGAUGAAAAUCGGCUACCAAUUGAAACAAGUCCGCGAACGAAUCAUGAAAGGCCUCGUGGACAAAGGUGUCCUUCGCACCGAAAAGCGCAACUUCCUCCUUUUCGAUAUGGCUACCCAUCCCGUCGCCGACUCCGGCGCAAAAGAUGAACUUUAUAAACGCGUUCGCAAUGUUUGCAGCAGUCGCACUAUUAUCCUCUCGCCCAACCAGUGGCUCCCUGAAGAUGUUGAAUUCCGUUUCCUACGAACUAUAAGCAUGGUGUGCGCCGCGUAUGCGGCUAAUGUGCUCGAGAACGCAUUGGUUACUAUGAGCCACGAAGCUAGGGAAAGAGCUUUUGCUCAAGUUGAUGAGCUGCUUGCUGAAUACUCGCAAUGGCCUUUUGCUCGCAAGUCCGGCGGCGCUGGUCUGGGUAUCGGCGCGAACCUGGCACAGGCAAUCAAUGAUGAGGUUAAUAAAGCUAAAGACCGAGAGUUGCAGCUAGAGAUUGUUGCUGCAUGCUUAAGCGUGUUUACACGACUCGACUCCCUCCUGUAA
This is a messenger RNA of Talaromyces marneffei, 1059 nucleotides long. RefSeq lists its product as uncharacterized. Gene Ontology annotation, biological process: Golgi vesicle budding; Golgi to plasma membrane protein transport; Golgi organization. Lineage: Eukaryota; Fungi; Ascomycota; Eurotiomycetes; Eurotiales; Trichocomaceae. Bases 1 to 1059 code for a protein of 352 amino acids. Gene Ontology annotation, molecular function: phosphatidylinositol-4-phosphate binding. Gene Ontology annotation, cellular component: cytosol; trans-Golgi network; Golgi cisterna. The transcript is spliced from 4 exons. The record is from RefSeq and is a predicted model, not a curated record.